Paramecium tetraurelia is the source of this 723-nucleotide messenger RNA. RefSeq lists its product as uncharacterized. The transcript has 5 exons. The record is from RefSeq and is a predicted model, not a curated record. NCBI's taxonomy places the organism in Eukaryota, Ciliophora, Oligohymenophorea, Peniculida, Parameciidae.
AUGGAUUUAAUGUUAGAGUAAUAGUAUGUCAAAGCAGAUGGAGUUGAAGAAUAGGUUUCUAGCUCUUCUGAGUGUUCUCAUGAUUCAGAUUCGUCAUUUGAUUUAGAAAAUAAAAUAAACAACAAGUCACAUCAAAAAAAACUCACAAAUGACUUAAACGGAGAUGAUUAAAAAAAGAAUGGCAAGUUCGGUUUAAAAUACGCAAAAAUCUCAAAUAAAUAGAGACAAGCAUUGAUUGAAAGAGUUACAUCUACUGGUUGUACAAUUAAGAGUGCCGCCAAAGACUUGAGUAUCAACUUUUCAACAGCCAAAGCAAUUAUGCAGAUUUUUAGAAGGGAAGGAAGAAUAACGAAAAAAAUAAUAAGGGAAAUAAAAUCGAAGACCAUCAAGAAUUUAGGAUAAAAUAAUGAAGAUAACAUUCAGAAAAAAUCUUAACUGGAAGAAUAAAAUUUAAAGUUCGUAAAAGUUGAGGCAAUUUAGGACAAUAACGAGACAAAUUUAUAUUAAUAAGCAGAAGAAGCUAAUAGACAUUAAGCUUUGAUCAUCCAAUAACUGAGUACUUAAAACCUAUAUCUACAAAGCAGAAUUAAUCAAUUAUAACAAGAUAAAUUUUAAAUAAACUCAAAGUAUGAAUAAUUGUUAAUGUAAUAUCAUUAAUUAUAAUCAAUGGCUCGACAAUUCCUGUAGCCUUGUAUGUUUUAAUUUCCUACAUUUGCCCAGUGA